AAUUCCAGGGAACAAAUCUUGUGAAUUAAAAUUAAUUCAAAAGAAGUUAACAGCAAUAAAAAAAAAAAAGGUCCUCGGAGUUUGAGAUCCCAACAUUAAGCCAUUUAGAAAAUGACAUGAGAGCAACAACAGUUUUACACCCUUUGAAUCUACUUUAGGGUGUCAGAGGCUGGAACCUAUCCCUGUAACAUCAGACUGAACUCCAGCCCAACACAAGUUCCACACAUCUGUGCCCACAAUUCAUCACAAAGUUGCAGUAAACCUAAUAUACAUACAUUUUGGAAUGUUGGUGGAAAACCUUGGAAGAAAACAAGUCGACACAGAGAAAUAACCCUGGUGCAAUUAAUAUUCAAGCUACUGUAUGAUCCAACUGGUCUGCAAAAAAGGCUGCUUUCAUCAACAAUUUUAGGUGUUCUUUUUAGAUAUGAGUGUACUGAAUCCAAAUUUAGCAACUGAAUAAUUGCAAAUUUAUGAAAUAUAUUGUACAGUGUCAACAAGUUGGAAUUGGCCAGGGAUGAGUAACAGUACUAUGUGCUGGCAUUCCAUCACACAAAUAGAAAUGCUAAGCCUACAAUGUUGCAGACAAAAUUUCAUGUAGUGCAGCAACAGUGGGCACUCCUUUUAAGGAUAGCAAACUAGCAAAGUGCUGAUUGCCACAGAGACUGCCAGGGACCUGAUUGGCUUUUCUGAGUAGCUGCUGGAGAGUCUCGAGGCUGACAUCCAGGAACUGGAGUUCCAUUUUCAGCAUCAUUAUACUAAAAGACACUGGAUUAUGCUAAGUUAGCCAGUUUUGCAUUCAAGUUGUCGGUAUGCAGAUUUACACAUAUUCCAUCAUUUCUGGUAAUGCAAAAAUGAGUUUUGAGAAAAAGUCUAAAAGAAGGUUAUCCACUUACAUACGUAUGAGUGAACCGAAGACGCAAAAACAAAAUUGUCAAGGUUUAUAGAUAUAAUAAUAAAUAUGCAGUUGUCUAUAUACAAAUAUUAAAAUGUAGCGGGGGCAGGAUAUAGGUUAACAAACAUUGCCCUAACUGCUACACUGUGCCCUAUGGUUGUUUUGCACUUUAAAAAUCAGUAGGUUACUAAAAUCAUGAAAUCUGUAUUUGGUCAGUAGUUAGGCAAGGUUUUAAGUUUAUUUAUAUACAUGCAGGAGAAUACAAUGUGGAAUUGUACUGAAAACAGUUUUGCAGUGACAAAAACAUUAGAACCCGUUUGAUUUACCUUGUGCUUGGAAAGUUUUUUAGCAUUAUAGCCCCAAUUUGAAGUUGUAUCUGGGGUACUAAAUGUUUUUGUACCACAGAGUGGGCCUCCUGCUUGUCCAAAAGCAGCAUUUGCAUUCUUUAUAGAAAGCCUUCUACAACCUAUGUAGGUAAAACAUCCAGAUAGUUUGUACUAUAUAGUACUUCAUGAAACACAUCGGAGCCAUUAGGAUAAAAAAAAAAAAAAUCACAAACCUUAUUGUAACACACUUCUUAUGAUCAGAGAUUAAACAGUCUUUUGCUGUAUUUAAUUGCAAUGUAAAGACAUUUACCAAAAAAAAGCAAAAGGAGAUAUUAUUCGUCUUGGCUCACAUAUCCCCACGAGUGUAGGACAAGAUCACCUUUUGAGUUCUCCCUUUAUUUCCUCAGAUGGUUGCUUGAUACCCACACUCACCUCAUUUCAUGUUUGUGAGUCUCCCUUGAAUCUUUUUUUUUUUCUUCAUUUAAUACACAUUCUUAGACAUAUCUGCUGAAAGGUCCAUGGCAUUGUGUUUUUAGCUUAAUUUUAUAAUAUGAAUUAACUUGGAUAUUAACUGCAAUUCUUUUUGCAGAAGAAUUGUUUUCAUAACUGUAUAUUUAUAUCUAUUUUCUUAUUAAACCCUUUUAGCUGUAUAGUGCAGGGAAACUAGACUUUUUUUUUACAGCAUUAAAUGCCUGGAAGGAGUCAAUCCAGAGUGGGUGAUUUGUUUAUCAGAAGGCUUCCACGAAGCAAUAUAGAAAGGCAAAUAAACAUAAGAAACAUACAACUGCCUUGAAAUGUGGUGUGACACUGGAGUACCCACAGCAAAUCUGCAUGUCCAGGAUUAUGGAGUUUUGGGGCAGCAGUGUUAUGCCUGCACAGUGAAUAGACACAUUGUAGAUCCAACUAUAAAUGAUAUGGACACAUCUGCUAGAAAGCCACAUCGGAUCUUGGUUACAGGAGGCUCAGGGUUGGUGGGCAGAGCCAUCGAGAAAGUGGUUCAAGAUGGAGAAGGACGGGAGGAUGAGGAGUGGAUCUUCCUGUCUUCCAAGGAUGCAGACUUAACGAAAGCAGAAGACACAUGGGCUGUGUUUGAAAAACACCAGCCUACUCAUGUCAUCCAUUUGGCUGCAAUGGUGGGAGGCCUUUUUAGGAACAUGAAGUACAAUUUGGAUUUUUGGAGAAAAAACAUGCUUAUAAACGAUAAUGUUCUGCAGUGUUCCUAUAAAUUAAAAGUUCAGAAGGUUGUUUCCUGUCUUUCAACCUGCAUCUUCCCAGACAAAACUGAAUACCCCAUUGAUGAAUCUAUGAUUCAUAAUGGUCCCCCUCAUGGCUCUAAUUUUGGAUACUCAUAUGCGAAGAGGAUGAUUGAUGUGCAGAACAGGGCGUACUUUCAGCAACAUGGCUGUAAAUUCACUUCUGUUAUCCCAACAAAUGUGUUUGGACCUCAUGACAACUUUAAUAUUGAAGAUGGCCAUGUUCUGCCUGGACUAAUCCAUAAAACCUAUCUAGCUAAAAAACAGGGUACUCCACUGACUGUUUGGGGGUCUGGAAAGCCAUUGCGUCAGUUCAUCUACUCAUUGGAUCUGGCGCGUUUGUUUAUCUGGGUAUUGAGAGAAUAUCCAGAGAUUGACCCUAUAAUCCUCUCAGUGGGAGAGGAAGAUGAAGUUUCAAUCAGAGAAGCGGCCGAAAGCAUUGUGGAGGCAAUGGGAUUUGAAGGACAAGUUAUUUUUGAUGCCACAAAAUCAGAUGGUCAAUUCAAGAAAACAGCCAGCAACAAGAAACUGCGCAAAUACCUUCCUGCAUUUGAAUUUACUUCUUUUCAACAAGCGGUGAAGGAAACCUGUAGAUGGUUUGAAGACAACUACAGCACAGCUAGAAAAUGAAUUAAAAGGUUGUAGUGAUGUGUUUUUGUAUAUAAUUUAAACUUUGAAGAAUAGAGAAGAGUUCUUGAGGCUUAAUUUUGCAAGAAUUUUUAGGGUUCUGCUACAAAAGUAAAGCCUUUUUAAGACAUUCUGACCAUAUGAUCAGUUACUGUUUUUGUCCUUAAGGAGAACAGUCAUGAAAGAACUCUUGUUGUGUGUUUUGGAUCCUGCUCAUUUUUGUGGAGGGUGUUAUUAUGUGUGUGAAUUCUCUUAUGUUUGUAUGUUAUGCUCUUAAUUAUUUAGAAUACCAGAGUCCUCUAGUCUGUUAUUAAAAAAAUGAGAAAGUGUGUGCAUUUACUCAUGCAGUCCUUUCUGAUGUUGGAAGUUAACUUUAAAGCUGAAUGACUUUGUUGGAACAAGUGAUGUGUUGUUACAGGAACAGUAGAAAUAUGCCUAUUUCAGAUGGACCUAGUAUUGCUGCUUGUUACAAUAUAGGAAGUGUUCGAGUUUUGUUUUAUACUGUACUUAAAGUAUCAGUGUAUGUAAAGAAAGGAGCUUAUUAGGGCAAGAGAAACUUUGUUUACAUCAAAGAACAAAAGUGGAUACAAAUUUUUGAAAGCAUUGCCAACAACGAAUGUAAUUCUUCUACAACAAUUGUCAUGCACAAAAAUCAAAUUCUUCAAAAAUGAUCCCAGGGCUCUCAGAGGUAGAAGGAGGGCCCUGACUGCACAGUUUAUGCAGCGACAGUAGGUGCUGUUUACAUUAUCAUUUCCCAACUUUGGUAAUGUUCACCACUGAAGUGGGUGUGAGUUUUGGUUGCUUUAUAGCAGGAUGAACAAACUAGCCACUCAUUUAACUACUGUUAGCAUUUUUGCGGUUGCUUAUGUCUUUUAAAAAGCCUGCUGCACUUCAGGUAUUCAAGUUGUCCUCCUUUCAACACCACACAUUGGUUACAGCCUUAAAUUUACCGUUGUCACUGCAAUUGCUGCUUUCUGUGCUGUUUUAGGUAGUGGGCCAUGGCUGUAUAAAUAAAUACUGGUGGUGUUUGUGGUUUAAGGGCAUAACAUUGUAUAACAGUUGAGUGAUUUUAUUUACUACUUUUCCAAUAGAUUUUGUAUGAUUUAUAAUUCUAAUGUAAAUCUGAGGUAGAACACUCGAAUACAUCAUUGAAAUAUGUUUUUAUACAAAAUUACCCAUGUCACAGUUGGCCAUACGUUUAAAAAAAAAAAAA
Polypterus senegalus (gray bichir) is the source of this 4311-nucleotide messenger RNA. It is a transcript of the gene gfus, whose product is annotated as GDP-L-fucose synthase. Gene Ontology annotation, biological process: nucleotide-sugar biosynthetic process. Lineage: Eukaryota; Metazoa; Chordata; Cladistia; Polypteriformes; Polypteridae. Gene Ontology annotation, molecular function: GDP-L-fucose synthase activity. The transcript is spliced from 11 exons. The record is from RefSeq and is a predicted model, not a curated record. Bases 2013 to 3101 code for a protein of 362 amino acids.